GCAUCGCUGUGGUCUGUUGGACGUCCUGAGAUUUCCGACGAAGGGACGGCAGGAGAAGGUGCUCUUAGUAUUAUUCAUUCGGUUGACUCUUACGGAGUUGUCACGCAUAUCUGUGCAUUGUAGGAGUUUCAGUUAAGAUGGCAACACGAUGGGGCAUUGCAAGUGCAGGAAAGAUCUCCUCAGACUUUGUAACUGCCAUGAAAGCCCUGAAGGAUGACCACUGUGUGGUUGCUGUUGGGGCUCGGUCGCUGGAUGAUGCCCAGGCCUUUGCUAAGAAGCACGGGGCUGAAAAGGCCUAUGGAUCUUACGAGGAGUUAUCCAAGGACCCUGAUGUUGAGAUUGUGUACAUUGGCACAAUUCAUCCAUUCCACCUGCCAGUGGCUAAACUGAUGAUCAAUGCUGGAAAGCACGUUUUGUGCGAAAAACCCCUGUGCAUGAAUGUGAAGGAGACGAAGGAGCUGGUGGCCCUUGCUCGCCAGAAAAAAGUCUUCUUGAUGGAGGCUGUAUGGUCUAGAUUUUUCCCAGUGUACAAGGAAAUGAUGAAGAGAAUAAAUGCUGGUGAAAUAGGAGAAGUGGUACAGGUAUUCUGUUCUUUCGGCCAGCCUUUGGAGAACAUUCAACGUUCUGUGAAAAAGGAGCUUGGAGGUGGGUCUACCUUGGAUCUAGGUGUUUACUGUGUCCAAUUUGCUUCACUGGUCAUGGGGGGUGAGAGGCCGGAGAAGGUGGUGGCUGCUGGUCAUCUGAAUGAAGAAGGUGUUGAUGCAACAACAAGUGCUACUAUCGUCUACUCCAAGGGAAGGGUUGCUACUCUGAACUGUUCAUUUCGAUGCGAAUUACCCUGUGAAGGCAUUGUCAUUGGUACAAAGGGUACUCUGAAGGUGUCAAAUCCAGUCUGGAGUCCUGUUCACAUGGAAACACCAUCAGGAAAUUUUGAUUCACCGUUACCAGACUUGGGGCAUAGCUUUAUCUUCAGACACGGGCAAGGAAUGAUGUACGAAGCUGCAGAAGUGAGGCGAUGCUUGCAGGAAGGCUUGCUUGAGAGCCCCUCCAUCAGCCUGGACGAAACUCUGAUAUUGGCAGAAAUCAUGGAGUCAAUGAGGAAGCAAGUUGGAGUCUCAUACCCACAGGAUGCUUAAUCAGGAAGAAGCAGAGUAUAGUAGGAUGUUAUUUUUAAAUGCUCUGGCACAUUUUCAAAGGAGUUAGCCAGCUUAAUGACUGGCUUGAUUUUUGUAUUUUUAUGUAAAAGUGGUGAUAAAAUUUAUUUCUAAUUUUUCUGUUUUCUUUGAAGGAAUAAAGUAUAGUAGGAUGUUUUUUAAUGCACUGGCACAUUUUCAAAGGAGUUAGCCAGCUGAAUGACUGGCUUGAAUUUUGUAUUUUCAUGUAAAAGUGGUGAUGAAAUUUAUUUGUUAAUUUUCUGUUUUCUUUGAAGGAAUAAAGAUGCCUGCAGUUCU
Molecule: messenger RNA, 1451 nt
Organism: Penaeus indicus
Lineage: Eukaryota; Metazoa; Arthropoda; Malacostraca; Decapoda; Penaeidae
Product: trans-1,2-dihydrobenzene-1,2-diol dehydrogenase-like
Exons: 8
Coding region: 138-1136 (332 amino acids)
Molecular function (GO): nucleotide binding
Source: RefSeq, a predicted model, not a curated record